GGAGCCUGUCCUGGCACUAGCUAGCUCUUGUAGAACAGGCUGGUCUCGAACUCACAGAGAUCUGCCUGCCUCUGCCUCCCGAGUGCUGGGAUUAAAGGCGUGAGCCACCAACGCCCGGCAUGGCCUGGGUCUUUAUGAAGAAAAAAGGGUGGUGUUAGUUGAUCUUUUUUUAAAAAAAAAAUGGAGCCAGGCAUUGAUGGUGCACCCCUUUAAUCCCAACACUGGUAGGGAGGGGGGACGGGCAGCAAGACAGGGGGAUCUCUGAGUUUGAGGCCAGCCUGGUCUAUAGAGCUAGUUCCAGGACAGCCUCCAAAGCAAUACAAACCCUGUCUCGAAAAAACAAACAAACAAAAAAACAAAUGAGCAUAUGGGUAGGCAUCCCCAGAUGACUUACAUAGGAACAAGAGGCAGUUAUGCUACUGUGAAAAGGGUACUCUGGGGGUCUGAGAGAAGGGUGGGGAUAGUCUAGGUAUAAAGGAUUUGGCCGAUGGCUCAGGUCUCUUACUAUUUUUUUUUUUUUCUAAACAGGGUUUCUCUGUGUACCCUUUGAUGUCCUGGAACUUGUUCUGUGGACCAGGCUGGCCUGGAACUCAGAUCCAACCAGCUCUGCCUCUGAGUGCUGGAAUUAAAGACUUGCCAUCACGACCUGGCCGAGAAGGCCUUGAUAUACUCAGUUUGAACCAGUUUCUAAGAAUCUUUGUGUCAGGAAGUGGCUAAGCCCAGGCCUUGCUGCUGCCAUGACUGAGGAGAGCGAGGAGACGGUCCUGUACAUUGAGCACCGCUAUGUCUGCUCUGAGUGCAACCAGCUCUAUGGAUCCUUGGAGGAGGUGCUUGUGCACCAGAACUCCCACGUGCCCCAGCAGCACUUUGAGCUGGUGGGCGUGGCUGACCCUGGCCUGGCAGUGGCCACAGAGGCAGCUUCAGGCACCGGCCUGUAUCAGACCCUCAUACAGGAGAGCUUCUACCAGUGUCUUGAGUGUGGACAGCUACUGCUGUCACCCAGCCAGCUCCUGGAGCACCAGGAGCUGCACCUGAAGAUGAUGGCACCCCAGGAGGCAGUGCCAGCUGAGCCGCCGCCCAAGGCGUGCCCCUUGAGCUCCAGCACCAUCCACUACGAGUGUGUGGAUUGUAAGGCUCUGUUCGCCAGCCAAGAGCUGUGGCUGAACCAUCGGCAGAUGCAUCUCAGGGCCACGCCCACCAAGGCUCCUGCCCCGGUUGUCUUGGGGUCCCCAGUUGUGUUGGGGUCCCCCGUGGGCCAGGCCCGAGUGGCUGUGGAGCAUUCCUACCGAAAAGCAGAAGAAGGUGGCGAAGGGGCAGCUGUGCCGUCUGCAGCUGCCGCGAGCACCGAGGUGGUGGCGGAGGUGGAGCUGCUGCUCUACAAAUGCUCCGAGUGCUCCCAGCUCUUCCAGCUGCCGGCUGACUUCCUGGAGCACCAGGCCACCCACUUCCCUGCUGUCCCAGAGGCUGCAGAACCUGCCCUCAAGCAGGAGACUCUGAUCCCCUCACCCACCGAGGUGCCAGCAUCUCUCCCUGAACCCCUGCCAGCCUCUGACCAUAGUUACGAGCUGCGCAAUGGGGAGGCCGCCGUUGGACGGGAUCGCCGGGGGCGGAAGCCCCGGAGGACCAACAGUGGGGAGUCAGGUGGGACAGCCACCCAGGAACUCUUCUGCUCAGCCUGUGACCAGCUCUUUCUCUCACCACACCAGCUACAGCAGCACUGGCGGAGUCACCGGGAGGGAGUCUUUAAGUGUCCCCUGUGCAGUCGUGUCUUCCCCAGCCCUUCUAGUCUCGAUCAGCACCUUGGUGACCAUAGCAGUGAAUCUCAUUUCCUCUGUGUGGACUGUGGCCUGGCCUUUGGCACAGAAGCCCUUCUCUUGGCCCACCGGCGGGCCCAUACUCCGAAUCCUCUGCAUUCAUGUCCCUGUGGGAAGACCUUUGUCAACCUUACCAAGUUCCUUUAUCACCGGCGUACCCAUGGGGCAGGAGGUGUCCCUUUGCCGGCAGGACCAGUUCCGCCAGAGGAGCCUGCUGUUAGCCUUCCGGAGCCAGCCCCUGCAGAGACCAGAGAGCCAGAGGCGCCAGAGCUCCCCACAUCUGAGGAGAAUCCAGCAGAGCCUGCAGCUCCAGGCACUUACCGCUGCCUCCUGUGUAGCCGUGAGUUUGUCAAGGCAUUGCAGCUGACCCGGCACCAGCGUUUCGUGCACCGGCUGGAGCGGCGCCACAAAUGCAGUAUCUGUGGAAAGAUGUUCAAGAAGAAGUCUCACGUGCGGAACCAUCUGCGCACACACACCGGAGAGCGGCCCUUCCCCUGCCCCGACUGCUCCAAGCCCUUCACCUCCCCUGCCAACCUGGCCCGCCACCGCCUCACACACACGGGGGAGCGGCCCUACCGCUGUGGGGACUGUGGCAAGGCCUUUACUCAGAGCUCCACUCUGAGGCAGCAUCGCCUGGUGCAUGCCCAGCACUUUCCCUACCGCUGCCAGGAGUGUGGACUGCGUUUUCACCGCCCUUCCCGCCUGCUCAUGCACCGCUACCACCACACAGGAGAGUACCCCUACAAGUGUCGGGAGUGCUCCCGCUCCUUCUUGUUGCGCAGGCUGCUAGAGGUGCACCAGCUUGUGGUCCACGCCGGGCGCCAGCCCCACCACUGCCCUUCCUGUGGGGCUGCCUUCCCCUCUUCUCUGCGGCUUUAUGAGCAUCGCUGUGCAGCUGCUGCCACCCAGGCCCCACGGCGCUUUGAGUGUGGGACCUGUGGCAAGAAAGUGGGCUCUGCUGCUCGCCUGCAGGCCCAUGAGGCUGCCCAUGCUGCUGCUGGCCCUGGAGAGGCUGGCCCCCGUUUUUCUCUUUUCUCUGAAGGCCUCCAACAGCCCCUUAAAACCUGUGUACAUAUUGUACCCCUCUCUCCUCUCCACCACCAUAUAAGUUGUGUAACUAAAUUUAUUUUUCUUCUGAGGGGGUCUCUCUGGGGUCCUUGAAACCAUAAAGGACCCCUCCCCCUGUCCCCACCUUCCACCUGUUGGGUGGUCUCCAAAUGAAGCCGUCAAUAAAGACUGAGUUGGACAUUUA
Molecule: messenger RNA, 3066 nt
Organism: Cricetulus griseus (Chinese hamster)
Lineage: Eukaryota; Metazoa; Chordata; Mammalia; Rodentia; Cricetidae
Source: RefSeq, a predicted model, not a curated record